Molecule: messenger RNA, 7684 nt
Organism: Hemibagrus wyckioides
Lineage: Eukaryota; Metazoa; Chordata; Actinopteri; Siluriformes; Bagridae
Gene: jag2b
Product: jagged canonical Notch ligand 2b
Exons: 25
Coding region: 229-3981 (1250 amino acids)
Biological process (GO): multicellular organism development; establishment or maintenance of epithelial cell apical/basal polarity; heterophilic cell-cell adhesion
Cellular component (GO): protein-containing complex; plasma membrane
Molecular function (GO): Notch binding; calcium ion binding
Source: RefSeq, a predicted model, not a curated record
AUAAUCAUUUGCCGUGGAGUGAUCUGACGGAGGGAGAGGAAGUGUGUGUGCGCGCGUGUGUGUGUGAGUGAGUGAGUGAGUGUGUGUUUGCUGUAGCUGGACUGUCGCCGCACUAAACAGCACGCUUGCGAAUUUUUGCAUGUCAGGAGCGGAUGAGGAUCCUGUCGCCGGUCAUCGGCCGCUGCCCAUCUUUCGUCUCUCUCCGCUUGUUCCUAAUUAAUCAGCGGCAUGUGGAAUUGCGCGAGGAUAACCAAGUGGCUUUGCGUAGCGUGCCUGCUGUUAACGACGUGGACCAAGGUGUCCUGGGCUUCGGGCUAUUUCGAGCUGCAGCUGAUGAGCGUGGAGAAUGUAAACGGGGAGCUGUGGGACGGAGAAUGCUGCGACGGCGCGCGCAACUCGCGGGACCAGCGGUGCACGCGCGACGAGUGCGACACGUACUUUAAAGUGUGCUUAAAGGAGUAUCAGAGCGAGGUGACCACCACUGGCCAAUGCAACUUCGGCAGCGGAUCUACUGGCGUGCUGGGUGGAAAUAUAUUCUCUUUUAAAAACACUAAGAGCAACAGCAACAAGAUCAGCGACGCCGGGAAGAUCGUCAUCCCUUUCCAGUUUGCAUGGCCGCGAUCCUACACACUCAUCGUGGAGGCCUGGGACUGGGACAAUAUCACUCAAAACAGUGAGGAGCUGCUGAUUGAGCGACAUGCUCACACAGGCAUGGCAAACCCUGGGGACCCAUGGCAGGUCAUUGUCCAUCUUGGCGCCACAGCCCGUCUGGAGUACCGCGUCCGCAUCAAGUGCGACGAGAACUACUACGGCACCAAGUGUAACAAGCAGUGCCGACCACGUGACGACUACUUUGGGCAUUACCGCUGCGAUCCUUCUGGAAACAUUGUCUGUCUGGAAGGGUGGAUGGGACAUGACUGUCGAACAGCAAUCUGUAAACAGGGCUGUAAUCUGAUUCACGGAGGCUGCACAGUGCCCGGGGAAUGCACGUGUAACUAUGGCUGGCAGGGUCCGUUCUGCGACGAGUGUCUGCCCUACCCUGGCUGCGUGCAUGGGACUUGUGAUAUCCCGUGGCACUGUAACUGCGAAAAGAACUGGGGGGGACUUCUGUGUGAUAAAGAUCUGAACUACUGUGGGACACACCAUCCCUGCGUGAACGGGGGCACUUGCAUAAACUCAGAGCCAAAUGAGUACAAUUGCGCUUGUCCUGAGGGAUACUCAGGCAAGAACUGUGAGAUAGCUGAACAUGCCUGUGUGUCAAACCCAUGUGCCAACGGAGGCACCUGCCAUGAGGUUUCUUCUGGCUUUGAAUGUCAGUGUCCUCCAGGCUGGGAGGGUCCCACCUGUGCUAAAGACAUGGACGAGUGUGCCUCCAGUCCCUGUGCCCAGGGAGGAACGUGUAUCGACCUGGAUAACGGCUUUGAGUGUCUUUGUCCUCCUCAGUGGGCUGGGAAGACCUGCAGAAUUGACGAGAAUGAAUGUAUGGGGAAGCCUUGCAAAAAUGCUUACUCUUGCAAAAAUUUGAUUGGUGGAUAUCACUGUGACUGCUUUCAAGGAUGGGCUGGACAGAACUGUGACAUCAAUGUAAAUGGCUGCCAUGGACAAUGCCAGAACGGCGCAACCUGCAAGGAAGGAGCACUGGGAGGAUAUCACUGCCAGUGUCCACCAGGUUUUGUAGGCACCCACUGUGAGAUCCAAAGGAACAAAUGUGCCAGCAACCCCUGUCAGAAUGGAGGUCGCUGUCACGUGGUGCUGGAUAGCUUCGUGUGCGAAUGCAUGCCUGACUAUGCUGGGAUGCUAUGCGAGGUGCAAAGCCGGUACCCAAACCUUUGUGAGCCCAACCCAUGCAAAAAUGAUGCAACCUGCCACAGUAUGCUGGGAGAUUUUUACUGUGCAUGCACUGAGGACUAUGAGGGAAAGACCUGUGCUGAUCUCAAGGACCACUGCAGGACUGCCCCCUGCCAGGUGAUUGACAGCUGCACAAUCACUGUAGCGAGCAACACCUCAGUCGGAGGCGUGAGACGCAUCUCGUCCAACGUAUGUGGGUCUCAUGGCCAGUGCGUCAGUCAGCCCAGCGGCAACUUCACCUGCACCUGCGACCCUGGCUUUACUGGCACGUAUUGCCAUGAAAAUGUGAAUGACUGUGUGAGUAGCCCAUGUCGCAAUGGUGGGACCUGCAUCGAUGGUGUCAACUCUUUUCAGUGCUUCUGUCCCGAUGGCUGGGAGGGCAAACUGUGUGACCUCAACGUAAACGAAUGCAGCAGGAACCCAUGUAAGAACGGUGGCCGCUGUCAAGACCUGGUCAACGAUUUCUAUUGCGAGUGUGCUGAUGGCUGGAAGGGUAAGACAUGCCACUCACGUGAGAGCCAGUGUGACUCCAGUACUUGUGCCAACGGAGGCACCUGCUAUGACCAUGGAGACACCUUCCGCUGCGCUUGUCUGCCUGGCUGGGGUGGACGCACGUGCAACACGGCAAAGAACAGCACAUGUGCUUCCAGUCCUUGUGUUAAUGGUGGAACGUGUGUUGGAGGUGGAGACACGUUUACCUGCAUUUGUAAGGACGGCUGGGAGGGACCUACCUGCUCACAGAACACCAAUGAUUGCAACCCUCACCCUUGCUAUAAUGGAGGAAUCUGCGUGGAUGGCAUAAACUGGUUCCGCUGUGAGUGCGCCCCAGGCUUUGCCGGGCCUGACUGCCGCAUCAACAUUGACGAAUGCCAGUCAUCGCCUUGUGCCUACGGAGCUACAUGUGUGGAUGAGAUCAAUGGCUUCCGCUGCAUAUGUCCUCUCGGGCGCUCUGGAUCACGAUGCCAAGAGUUCAUAGGCAUUGGGAAGACGUGUCAUUAUACUGGACUGCAGUUCCCUCAUGGCAGCCGCUGGGAGGAAGACUGCAACACCUGCCAGUGUAUUAAUGGCAAAGUAGAUUGUACAAAGGUGGUGUGUGGCAGACGGCCGUGCCUAUUGCCAGGAGCCCCUGGGAGAGAGCAUCACGCCUGUCCAGCGGGUCGCGAGUGCCUAGAGCAUGGCUUUCUCACCUGCCUCUCUCCCCCAUGUCACCACUGGGGCUUCUGCUCAAGUCCUGACACCCCACCAGCACUUAACACCAAGUGUGAACCGAACACCGGCUACCUGGGCAACAGCUGUGCCCGAAUUACACUCAUCUUCAACCGGGACAAGCUACCCCCAGGUACGACAGUGGAAAAUGUAUGCUCAGAGCUGCGGUACCUGCCUGCUACGCGGAACCUUGCCAAAGACGAUGCCCUAUUGGUUCUUUGUGAACUCUCCUACUCCAACCAGGAUGCAGUAGAGGUGGCCAUGUCCUUCCAGCAGGACGAGCAGCCUGACCACAGUCGGAUCCAGGAGGCGGCCAGCACCAUCGUCAGCACGCUGUCCAAGCGCCACAACAGCACCAUCAUGCUGGCUGUCAUCGAGGUCAAAGUGGAGACGAGGGUCGUGCCUCAGUCUGUGGAUUACCUAGUGCCUGUGCUGUGUGUGAUCUUCUUUGCGCUCUGGGUGUUCUGCGUGAUCGUGUGCGUGUGGUGGACACGCAAGCGACGAAAAGAGCGUGAGAGGAUCGAGCGUGCACCUGUUGAGGAGAGCGUCAACAACCAGUGGGAGCCACUGCGACCAGUGACCCGGCAGCAGCACAAGGACAACCGCGAUGCUGAAUACGAGCGCGCCAAGCUGAUGGGCAACGAGCGGGCGUGCAAAGGCAGUGACGAAGACCAGCCGGAGGAAGAUGAUGUGGAGGAAGAGGAACUAGAGCUGUGCGAGGAGUGGUGUGGGAAAGAGGGCAGCAAGAGGCCCAUCCAAAAAUACACGAAAGCAACGGUGCAAGUGAACAGCGAGCUGAUCUGCACCACACACAGCAGCAAUGCACCCCUCAAAGCGCCUCACCGGACAGCCCACAGCCACAAAGACAACCGCUGGAAAAACACAAACAGCACCACUGGCCAAGACCCCAAAGAGCUGUAUGUAUAGACGCUAUUGCACAGACCCGGGCACAGAGAGAGGCUCUUUUUCUGUCGAAGAAAACAACAGACUGUUGAGUUAGAGAGAGGGAGAGAGAGAGAGAUGGAUGGUUUUUUCCCCUCUUUCAUUUUCACUUUCUUUAUAUUUAUAAGUGCUGAGAUAUUUUGAGUCAGAGAUCCCCCCCCCCGUUGAAAUAUUUUUUAUUUCUAAUGUACAGAUGAAGUGAAUUUGUUUUACUUUAUAAGAAAAGCGCAGAAAUGGCCACUUUUUGUUUUCAAAAUGUACUGCUGAAAGAAAUUGAGCAGGAAAUCGAGGAAAAAUAUAUAAACUGUGUAAAGACUUUUUCGUUGCUGUUUACAGAUGAUUCUGCUUUUGUUCUAUUGUGAGUGGCCUGUAUUUUGGAUGGGACUGCCAGUGAAGUGCACUGGCGCUAUGGACAGAAGUAAGAACUUCUCGUGAUAUAUUUUUUUUCCCCACCUUCAUUCAUCUCGUCACCUCUCCUCACUCCAUGCUUGCCUUACUCAGCUCGCAGGUCAGUGCCUGUGAAGUGGCCUUGUUUUUUCUCUUGUGUCUGUUGUCUUGGCUGAACACUCCUUAAACGAUAAAGGAUUGCAGUAUUUUGAGUUGGUAGCAAGUGCCUUCUGACAAGCCCGUUGCGUCUCUCGCUGCCGAGGUCAACCCCAAUAGAUCACAAGGGGAGCUCGUCUCCCAUUUUGUACCACCGAGGUAUUUGAUCAAAGAAAGAAAGAAAAACGUGUAAAUAUUUGUACAUAGUAAAGGAGUCGCUGUGUAUAUUUGAAUUUAGUAAAUUAAGACAAGUCACACUUUUUUUAUUACUAUUAUAAUUAUGAUUGAAAUUAUUAUUAUUAUUAAUAUUAUUGUUGUUAUUAUUAUGAUUAUUUGGGUUUGUUUGUUGUUUUUUUUUGUUUUGUUUUUUUUACAACGCCAUUCCUUUUAUUUAUGCCAGUUGACAUAGGCAGGUUUUAUACAAGUAUACAGCAUCCCACAGUCAGAGCAGUAAUGUAAUCAAAGUUCACUUUUUUUUUUCUUCUUUUUAUGUUGUUGAUUUUGUUUUCACAUUGACGAAAGUAAUUCUUUAAAUUUAGAUGGUAUAUUGUGGUGUGUGUUUUUUUUUUGUUUUGUUUUUGUUUUUUUUUUGCUUCCGACAAAAAAAAAAAAAUCCUCUGUGCCCCUUUCAGCAUCUGUCCUUCCUUGCUGUAAUAGAAUUCUGGAAACCUGCAGAAAUUCCUGAUACGUGUCGAGGCCUACGGGGCCAAACGUGCCUCGGUUACGGCGCUGGUCUCUCCUACGAUGUGAAACUCUGUGCUUGCUCCUGCUUGUUUUGUUUGUUUUUUUUCUCCAUGAAGGGAACAAAUUUUGUUGUAAAGCAAUUUGUGUUUGAGGUACCAACUCCAAACAAAAAAUAUGGAUUACCUCAGAAGUGGCUGAUUUAUUAUAUAUUUUUUUUUCUUCUCCCCUUUCAUUUUCAUGUUGAAUAUAUUACUCUUGUGGGUGGCUUCUUGCUGCCACAUAUGAGAGGAUUCAAAAUAAAAGAAUUCAAAUAUUAUGCUGAAUUAAUCUGAACAGCUGGUAAAAUAAGCUCACAGAAAAUCUAGAUGUGCAUUAUGGGAAGGAAUGGGUUCGGGGUCUGACGAAGAUUGGAAAACAAAAAUGUCGUCUUUCAUUUUUUUUUUUUUUUUUUUGUACAGAAGAAUUGCUCUGCAAAUGUUUUGGUUGAUUUAGUCAAAUUUAUGUUUGUUCUUAGAAAUAAAUCAAACUAUUUAUUAAAGCAUUUUAUAACAAUAUGCUCAAGAAAACCACAGUGUUCUGGUAUUUAGUGUGAAAUUAGCAUUUUUUUUUUUUACUCAACAUCUUUUAACUCACCUGUGAGGAGAAGUAGGAAUCAUUUUUCUCUUCCAUAGCUCUUCUCUGCUCAUUUCUGAUUUGCUAAGGUUAUGGUGUUGGAACAAAAAUGAUGAAACUCUGGGCAGAGUUUCAUAAUAAAUCAACCGUAUAAAUAACCCUACUUGCCCUUGCUGUAGCCAGAGGUGAGCAGCAAGACGAUCAAUACAGGAACUGUCUUUCUUCUUCCAGUCAGGACGGCCCUGAGAGGAAACGACCAAUAGCAACGGCUCUCCAGUUCUCGGCUGACUACACGCAGACCAAUGAGCUCUUCGGCUUUCUUGUGGCUUCAUCCAUUCUGAAUGUUUCAUGAGGAUGCGUAUGAUGAUGCUGAGAGUUUGUUAUGGUUUUGUCUCAUGAGCUGCCACUAAUGGGAUGCUUCUGGUGGAAUAAUGGCGUCGGGUUUCACAUCUCAGAGGGGAGGGCUGAGACUGCGUAGGUGUUUCUAAUACUGUAAUUUGCUUCACUUACGGUAGUACAUCUAAACGAAGAGCUGGGGGAGUUAAUAUAGAAUACAGCAGGGUAAUAACACCAGUGAACAGACGGCUGAUAAAUUGGUGUACUACUGCGCUUUUCCGGCACAAUUAUGAGCAUCGUGGGCUUGUGUGUAGCAUAUAAUAAGCAGACGGCAGCAUUUUCAAUGCCCUGCAGAAUGAUUUGCACCUUUCAUAAAUAUUUGUUUUUUCAAAAAAAAAAUGUGUAAAGUUUAGAGAAAGAAUAAAGUAUUACAAAAAAAAUCAUCUUAGAACUAAUUGAAAGAAUUAGAAUUUCUCACAAACCUGUAUAUGACACCCCUGAGGAUUAUAUUUAAAAUACAUGCAAACAAAUAGAUUAUUUUUGAAAACUUUUUAUUUAUUAGCUCAGUCGUCAGGAACUCCUUUAACCAUGUCUUGUUUCCUGGGGUUUAAAAUCCAAACCAAACCAAAGAAUUUUCAACUCAAAAGGUAUUGAUGCUUGUUGACCUUCACAAACCACGUAAAGAAGAAAAACGUCUAAAAGGGUGGAAAAUUUGUCACUUAACCUCUGGAGCACAAUUAAUUAAAAAAUUAAAAUGAUUCUUGAUUCUUGUGGUUGUUUCAAAAGUUUCAAAAUGAACUGCUACUACAUUUAUAACAGUGAGAAAGUAGCCAUUCCUGUUAGUUACAUAAUGCUGAGAUAUCUGAAAUAUCUGAAAUUCACCAAGCAUCAUUAGCACUAGAAUUUGCCUCGUGUCUUGUGGUCAGAGAAGACCAAAAUUAAUCUUUUUGCUAAUUCGCGGCAUGUUCAGAUGACAGACGAGGGCAGUAUUAUUUGGUGAUGGUUUAUCUAUACGUUUUGGACAAUUUUGUGACUGGUAAUUUAGGGGCUAAGUACUAGGAUAUUUAAGUCUAAAACCUCUAAUUCCGUCUUCCAGACCUGGCCUUAGAUUACACUGUCAUGUGAUGAGAAGUCCAAACAUAUAUUUGAUAUGAGUUAAAACUAACAUUUAAAUACACUGAAAUAAUUGUUAAUAACAAACAAAAUCAUUCAUUUUGAAAUCCUACUGAAAACCUGAAGGAGCAUAAAAAGCUCUGCAUGAGGAGUGCCCCAAGUUCCCUUUAGAAGUGUUUUCAGUCUUGUUUAGACAUUACAGGAAGGGUUGUACUCAGUGCAGUCAUUUUCUCCAGAGCAAAUUUGGACCACUUAAACAAAUCUUUGUGUAUGUGUGUGUGUGAGUGUUUGGAAAAAGGAAGACAUGUUUAAAUAAAGCUAUACAAUGCCCUUGUAUGUUUGAGCUCAAAAUAUCACUCAUUGUAUGUGAUUCUUUUAAUAAAAUCAUUACUGCCGUGAA